UGAGAGCCAAGCCAUCUCACUGGACUCUCUGUAAGUCAAAAGUUGAACGUUUAUACGUCGAGCAAUGCUAUUUAAUAUUUUGUUCCUCGUUUGUACCGGACUAGCGGUCAGCAACGCUAAAACACAACCAGUCAAGUUGACCACAGCUGACAUUAAUGCUUUCCUGAACGCCCACAACGCGGCUCGUAAAGCAGUGGGUGUACCGGACUUGAAGUGGAACAGUUCGCUGAGUGUAUCUGCAGGAAGCUACGGGUCUCAGUGUGAAUGGGGUCACAGUGAUGGAGAGUACGGGGAAAAUCUCUACGCUGGAAGUCCAAUUAAUAAAAACCACGCUGCACUUGCCACUUCUGCUGUAACUAGCUGGGUGUCAGAGAAAGCAGUACAGGACCCCCCUGCAUGGAAAUGCUUCACCACUAAGCCCACAUGUGGUCACUAUAGCCAGGUCGUUUGGAGCAGAACAACAUCAGUAGGCUGUGCAAUCAUACAUUGCCCUGAUCUGGAUAACUAUGUCCUCUGUCAGUACUGGCCCCCUGGCAACUACAGAGGACAGAAACCUUACUAAUGUGCUGGCAUUCUAAAGAGUUAAGGUUUUGUGAUCAAGUUCAAUACAAAACGAAACGUAUCCAUUAGAUUUAAUGAUAUUGGUAUAGACAUCUCAAGCCAUCAGCACAUCUAAAAUUAAAGAGAAAUUUGAACACCUUUGAAAGAAGAUGUCAGUGUCAAGUGAAAGUGCAAGGACUAAACAAGAAGAGAACAGUGGGGACUUAAAUACACAAUUGAACUUUGAAGAUUGAAAAUAAAACCAAAAUUGAUAGGAA
This is a messenger RNA of Biomphalaria glabrata, 818 nucleotides long. RefSeq lists its product as uncharacterized. The coding region runs from base 65 to 562 and encodes 165 amino acids. Gene Ontology annotation, cellular component: extracellular region. NCBI's taxonomy places the organism in Eukaryota, Metazoa, Mollusca, Gastropoda, Planorbidae. The transcript has 5 exons. The record is from RefSeq and is a predicted model, not a curated record.